UGUGUGUGUGUGUGUGUGUGUGUGUGUGUGUGUGUGUGUGUGUGUGUGUGUUGUGAAGAGUUGUUGAGGGUUGUGGUUUUGGCUGGGGAAGCUGAGAGUAGAGUGCGGAUAAGCUGUGGGGUAAUGUUGUCUUUCUUAAAAGCAGUGUGUGUGUGUGAGUGUGUGUGUGUUUGUGUGAAGUUGUUAAAUUAGAGUAAUUAUUAGAGUAGUUAGUUACAGUAAUCAUGAUAGGAUUUAAGUGCACAUUGGAAGCUAAAUGCAUAUUAGUGCUGGUUUAGGUGUAGUGUAAAUAAGAGGAAAUUAAUAACAGACUGGGAAAUAUGACAGUUUAUGUAAGAUUGCAUGAUAGGGGUUUGUUUUUAGUUGAAACUUUUCUCUCUGGGUUGCCUAACAUCCUAACAUCUUAUCAUCAGUGUAAAAUUUGCACACAAAAAAAUCCUUAUUUUUAUUUGCAUGACAGGUAUUAAUGAAUGUAAUGCACUCUGAGAGGGAAAAUAGUGAGUGUAGAUGAUGUAAAGCAGCAGAGUGAGUGUAGUGUGUAUUUAUUCCUGGCAGUGCUCGUGCGUAAAGCGCCAUGGCGGACUCGGUGAAGACGUUCCAGGCGCAUCUGACCGCCGUGAUGGACAGCCUGGUGCGCGCGUCCGUGUGCGAGAUCACCAAGCUGUUCGAGGACACGGUGAACGACUACCUGGUGGAGAUCUCGCUCAACCGGAAGGAGAACGAGGCUCUGAAACUGCGCCUGAGACUCACCGAGAACAAGCUGAGGAACGAGCGGAAGUACGGGCUCGCCUGGGCGGCCAGUCGGCGCGCAGCCGGCCUGCUCGGUCCUGAUGAGACCGGCGCGGCGAAAAAGCGCAAGCUGGAACCUAGAGGCAAGCAGGCUAAGGAGUGGAGCGGUGGCGCGUGGGAGGAGGGGGUUGGAGGAGCGAGGGACGAGAGGAGGGACGAGAGGAGGGACGAGAGGAGGGACGAGAGGAGGGAUGAGAGGAGGGACGAGAGGAGGGACGUGUGCCGCACUCAUCCACCAACCGCAGUGGAAGGAGAGGAGCAGGAGGAGGAGAGGAGACGCGUCUCCGGGGAGAGAAAGGAGGUGGCCACUGUUAAGGAGGAGGAGGACGUCUACAGGUGCGAGUCAGUGAGGCUGCUGCAGGAGGCGCUUCAGAUGAGCCAGACUGAAAGCAACACAGCACACGAUUUGGAUCCUGUCUCUACUGGUCCUGGAUCGGCAGUGGGUGAAGUGUGGGAGCAGCCCAAUCUCUCAGCCGGACCUACAAACAGCAGCGAUGAUCUCAGCGGGCUAGAGACUGCCUUAAAGGUGGAGUGUGAGAGGGAGGAGGCGGGAUCUGCACUGACCAGCCCGUCCCACGCUGCAGACAGAGCCGAAGGUGUAGAAUUCAUCGGCCUGGACGGAUUGUGCAGCUCUCAACAGGACCCUGCUUCCUCUACACAUGAAGCCAACCCUGCUGAGUUAGGCGCCGAGAGCCAGGGAGACGACGAGGGGGAGGAGUCAGGUCGAGAGGGAGAGGACUUACUGCAUUUCUGUCCUCAGUGCGGCGGCGGCUUUAACUCUGCAUCCGACCUGGCUGAACACGUCUGCCCGUUGGCCGAGGAACGUUUCCAGUGUUCAGCGUGCGGCCGGGCCUUCAGUCACGCCUGGAGCCUGAAGAGCCACGAGUGCGUACAGGCGGGUGAGCAGCCUCACCGCUGUGAACUCUGCGGGAAACGCUUCACACACUCUCGCUCCCUUGAGCGCCACCAGCUGGUACACACAGGCGAGCGUCCACACCGGUGCCCGCAAUGCGGCCGCAGUUUCAGCCGCCUGGGUAACCUAGAGCGGCACCAGCGCAUCCACACUGGCGAGCGGCCGUACGAGUGCGGAGCGUGCGGCAAACGCUUCAGUCGCAUCGAGUACCUCAAACGGCACCAGCAGAUCCACAGCGGAGAGAGGGGAGAGAGGAACCAGACACUCAGUGACACAGAGCUGAAACGCAAUCAGUGCUUCUCCAGCGCCUGAUAAACUGCUUAACACUUGACCUAAUUCUCCAUCCAGCUUUAAAGACCAAUGAUCCGUACGCCUGAAUGUCCUCAGAUCCUCGAAGCUGAUUAUUUUCACACACAUGAAGCAUAUCUCAUAGGGCUGCAUAUCAUUUGUAUAUCAUUUAUUGAUUAUUAUUACAGGAUUAACUUUUGCAAUACUGAUAUUGGAGAAGCCUACAUAAUGAAAAUGAGCAAAAACCCCGUUUUUUUAUUUAAUCUGUGAGCCUUCUGGCCAUCUCAGAGCUUCCAGAUAACAUGGAAUCUGUGGGUGUGUUUUGGGAAAACCUGGCGUUGGUGCGAUCCUUACACUAAUCCUUAUUUGCUGAUUUGGUGCGUCAGUAUUUGAAUUUGAAUUAAUGCAGAUCUUUAAAUGUCACACAUCACAGGCUCACCAAUUACUUUUUUUUAACAUAAUAUAUAUUUCAUAGUCAUAUCACAGUCGACACAUGUAGAAAUAUAAUCAUAAUUUACUCUUUUUGUCCAUAUUGUACAGCCCUAAUAUGCCAUCAUUUCCUGAAUCUAAACAUCCUAACAACAGCAAGUUACUAUAUUAAAGAAGACCACACUCAUUUCACAAACAUGUCAGUGAAAGUACAUGUGUAUAAAGUUAUCUUGAUCCUAAAAAAGCACAAACAAACAAGCACACCAGGUCUUGUGCAUUACACUCUGUGUGAGUCAUACAGUUAGGUGUCUUGUACAUCUUCCGCAGCUAGAGCUAGAGUAGCUAAAGUCUACAUUUCAUCUGUCAGAAAUAAUCAAGAUUACAACUUAAUCACUGAUCAUAUCCCAGUUAUAGUUUGACACCUCACAUUAAGCCUUGUUUGGGGAUUAGUGUCCCUGGGUGAAUUCUGGAAUAAUCAUUUUAUACAUCACCUCCAUGAUAAAACUCUGUUCCUAGUAAACAAAGCUCAGGAACAAGUUUCCAUGUUUUUUUUUUCUACAAAACUGGAUGUUUGCAUCACAUAUGAUCAUAUGUGUUUUUUUUUUUUUAUACAUUAGAUGUUUGAAUAUAGAGAAUAUUAUUGGAUCAUUUGCAAUUAUAUUUAUAUCACAGCAUCUAACAUUAGAUGAUUAAUACAAAUGCUGAUUAAUUUAUUUCCAGAAAACUAAAGGAUAUACGAUGUUGUGAUAUGUUUAUAUAAAGUGGCUUUAUAAAUGAGUGCAAAAGCCCUUUUAAUCAGCCUGCGAGAACAGAUGCACUUUUCUGAUUUCAUCAUUGCGUACACAUGCUAGGUGACUAAAUACAGUGAGUAACAGCAGAAAAACUUGUAUGUCACAGAGGUGUCGUGUCUGGAUGGGACUACAUUAUUAAACCACCCUGGACUGAUAAAAAAAAAAAAAAACAGUAGUAAUUACAAUAAUAAUGGUAAUCUGGUAUCCAAUAUUCUCACUGACGUGGGUGAUCCAGACUGAAAUAAAACCCUAAAAUUAAAAAAAAAAAAAAAAAAAAAAAAGCAUACAAAUCCAAAACAGAGUGAGGGUCUGACUGGUGCUUCUGUCAUUACACUGACAUAGAGCUACCUGCAUACAUCUGAGUUCCAUAUUAAUCCCUAAACAGCAUUAACAGGAUAAUUAGAAGUAUACAAAAGCAGAUUUUUCCAAUAUAUUUCUAUUUUGAGCCAAACCGUGACCCGUGAAGUGAUUCUCACACAGAAAUGUGUCAGGUUUCCAAAGUGUUGGUCUCUUAAAUUGCUUUUAUCAUUAUAUAGACACCGGAGCCCUGAAUUUAUCCUUAUUGCAGAUAAUACUCACUUCUGUCACUUAAUAGCUACAAAAGAAAGUGUUUGCUGUGAGGUCUCUAGUCAUCACAUCUUCAGAGGAUGUAUUCAAUUUAGAUUGUUAGAUUGAAUUUGAAAAUGUUAAAUCAGACCUGAUAUUGAUCUAAGGCCACUAUCUAUCUGAUACUGAUCCUCAAUAGAGGAUCUGUGAAGCCCUAAAACAUAUCCUUAGUUUAUCUGUCAUGGCUCAUGCUCAUAAAAUCUCAUAUCAUGUCCACAUUAUUAUUAUUUUUUAUUUUUGACAAACACUGAUGUGGUUUGUGAACUAUUAGUGAAUGUAUUUCUUCUUUUUUUAUAUGUGUAUCUAAAAUAAAUGAGGAAUUACAGAAUA
Pangasianodon hypophthalmus (striped catfish) is the source of this 4146-nucleotide messenger RNA. RefSeq names its product zinc finger protein 572. The record is from RefSeq and is a predicted model, not a curated record. Gene Ontology annotation, biological process: regulation of transcription by RNA polymerase II. Gene Ontology annotation, molecular function: DNA-binding transcription factor activity; RNA polymerase II cis-regulatory region sequence-specific DNA binding. The coding region runs from base 575 to 2014 and encodes 479 amino acids. The transcript has 4 exons. Lineage: Eukaryota; Metazoa; Chordata; Actinopteri; Siluriformes; Pangasiidae.